Messenger RNA from Prorocentrum cordatum, 3147 nucleotides. The record is from the annotation of a GenBank genome assembly. NCBI's taxonomy places the organism in Eukaryota, Dinophyceae, Prorocentrales, Prorocentraceae.
GCUCUGGAGGCGGCAGCGGCCAAACUUGGACUCAACAACGGUUCUGGUUCGGGGUCAAAGCGGGCUCGGAAUGAUACAGAGGUUUUCGAUCGGGACCCUACAGGUGAAGGGCUUGGCAACCCUCAGGUGUCGGAGUGGUUGCGCGGGGCCAUCGCGAGUACUAUUACCACGGCCAUGACGACUUUCGGGGAGCACAUCGACGAAAGGAUCCAGACUGUUGAGCAGUCCGUCAAGGACCUGGAGCUCACUCAGAACAACCAGGAACAGCGGCUCAACAUGUACGAGGCCACGCAGACAGCGAUGGGCCACGCCAGCAACCACCACUCGGCGGUCAUCGAGGAGCUCCGCGCGAAGGUGAAGGCGUUGGAGGAGCGGCAGGCGGCGGCAGCUCGCCAGCCACCACCUCCACCCCAACCACGUCGUCACGCACAGGUGCCUCCGGACCAAUUUACCAUGGGCAACCUCGGCUUCGACACCCACAGGGACAUUCUUGAAACUCGGGCUCGAGAGGUCCUACAGCGCGUGGGGGCCCCGGAGCCGCAGCAACUACGGGCGGUCUACACGUACGGGUCCAUCGUCAGCAUCACGUACACGGACAUCCAGAUUGGGCAACGGGUCCGGGAGAGGAUCUCGACAGAACAAAUCCAGUUCGACGGGGUGCGCAAGAACGUGUGGUUCGAUUUCCGGAAGAGCAACGAGGACCUCAGGCCUGGACGCCUGCUCCGCCGCGGCGUCGCAGAGGCGGAGAGGCUCGAGGACAGGGAGGGCUUCAAGGGGAAGGUGGAGGGGUGCCCAAGGUCCAAGAAGGUGUACGUCCAGGCCCGGGUGGUCGGCGAGGUACGCGUGGGACGCUGGCAUUGGACAUCGCUCGGCUUGGAGAGGUACGCUGCCGACGAUCUGCCUGCCCUGGCAGAUGCCAUCAAUGUGCAGGUGAUCAUCGAUGAGGUGGCGCUGAAGACCGAUGGCACGUGGGCCGCAGUUUUGAUCGCGGAGGCUGAUCUCAUCAGCAACUCCAGCGACAGCGACUGGCGCUCCGGCACGGCGACCGUAGGCAUAGUUUUCACACACGCUGCUCAUGGCGAUCUCUGGGAGGAGUCCUUGGAGGAUGGCCAGUUUCUAUUACGAAGUGGCAGACACGCAGAUGCUUUGAUAUGGUUGGGGGAUUUCAACGUUGACGGCAACGUUCAGUUCGGAAGGGAUGCCGGGGAGGAGAAACAGAAGUGGCCAUUUCUGUUGAAUGUCAUAGGUGCCACAGGCCUGCAGUCGUCCAUGCAGGAGACUGCCCCUACCUACACGUGGACGCCGACGGGCGAGCAACAAGGAGAUCCCAGUUGGCUGGACCACUGUUUUGCUUCGGCUGGCGUGGUGACACCAGUACAUACAACUUGGGAUUCCGCUCCUGGGGAUCACUCGUGGCUGAUCGUCGGGCUGGCCGGCGCUGUACAGCCCUCCCUCGACCGCCACACCAAGCGAGUCUGGCACUGCACGGACUGGGAGGCGUACGAGCGGGAGUUGGACACGCUGGACGGGGACACUUUGACGUCCGUCAGCGACAUCACGCAGGCGGUGCAGGGAAUCAUGGAUAAAUACACCGACGUGCAGACAUCGCGACAGCGGAGACGCACAAGGGAACCUCUGCAAAUCAAGGACACUCUGGAUCUGAAGCACAAGGCUGACCUGAAUUCCCUGCUGACGGACAUGCGCAAGCAGUGGCUUACUAAGAAGUGGGACAUUGAGGGUGUUGAUAGGGCCCGGCGGCUCAAACGCUUGCCGUCUCCGCGGUCCGGGCUGCACGCGAUAACGUCGAUGAAGAUAGGGCCGGAAACAGUGCAUGAUCACGCGGCGUGGGCUACAGCGUGCCACUCAGAAAUGGAGAGGCGCUGGACCGAGGCAAAUGCGAGCCACGGCGCGCGAUGGAUGGAACGGGACGCCCGGGGAACUUUGCAUACGGCCGUCCCUUUCGACACGCCGGACGUGCGGGUCGCCAUAUCAAGUCUACGGAAGAAUAAAAGGGCGAAAGACAGACGGGGUCUCUGCCCAGCCGCUUUCCGCGGUCAGGCGGGCGCAUCGUUGGCCAAGAAGGCGGUCAACCUUCUGCUUGUUGACGACUCUGGAUGGGAAGCGGUGGAGCUCGAGGGUUACUCAAAGUCAAAGGUUGCCGGAGUGGCGCUGCCAACGAAGAUCCGCACCAUCGUCCUUCAAAACACUAUCCUGAGCGUGUGCCAUGCUUGCGUGCACGCGCGCAUUGUGGACAUUACAUCCGCUUGGAGCGCAGGCCAUGGACUCGAUGCACUUGUCCUCGGAGGGAGCAAGCACCACCAACCGGCCGAGGUCACGUUUGCGUGCAGCCAGGUGGUCGAAAAGAGCAUGGACCGUCGUAACGCUGGCGCGGUGGGCUCCAUGGACGUGGCCAACUUCCACGACUGCUUGGGCUGGGACAGCGCGUGCGACAGCAUGGCCCGGCGGAGCGCACCGGAAGCAGAUGCGAUGAUGCUUAUGCGGCUCCAUUCCCGGCCUCAGGUUCGCAUACGCGUUGCGGACGCUUUAACGGACGUUGUGGAGCGCAGCAGAGGCGCAUUUACGGGUGCGCGGACAGCGGCUACCAUCGGACAGUGGGUGGUCGAGGACGCUUUCCUGGAUUGUGCUGGCGACCUUGCUGUGAGAGGAUGGGCUUUGGAGGAAGGGCGCUAUGUGACGGCCAUGGCGUGGGCCGACAACCUGAUCAGCUUCGGGGACUCAGUGCAUGAGGCGGCAGGCGUCUUGACCAUCAUCGAGGGCGCCUUGAACCUGAAAGGCCACACUAUCAAACCGGAUAGCCGCGAGUUGUUACAGGUAUCUCAACAGCCGGUUGGCGAGUGGCAGUUGGAGGCAGGGGGCUGCGCUUGGCAGGUCAAGGAUGAACUCGUCGUCAUUGGGCGCACUGUGAGCGGCAAUGCGAGCAGCCAUGCGGAUCGAAGCAAAGCGCUGGAGAAGAUCCAACGGUCUUGGUUCAAGCACCGGCGUCUUCUUCAGAACAACGCCUUACCUUUCGCAUCCCGGGCGCAGAUGUGGACGAGACACGCGGAGAGCAUCUUCAAUUUCUACGCCGGGACGUGGGUCCUUGGGAGACAGAUGGUGAACGCCUUGGAUACGGUUCAGCUCCGACAC